AUGACUGAAGAAUACCGGACCAUCCUGCCACAUUUGCCAACAGGAGAUAUGGUGAAGAACAGCGUGGUGUUGCACUGCGCCACCGGCGGACGCCCAUACCGGGCCGAAGAUUUCGUACGACCGUUACAACAGGUUGGAGUAUUGUCGGAGUUGGCGGGUCUCGGAGCCUAUCAGAUGGGUCACGUGUGGCUCCUCAAGUUGAAAAAACCAGGGGCCAAGGAGAAGCUGCUGCAAGCCGGUGAAAUCCAGGUGAAGGGGCGUCGCUGCCUAGCGAUUGACCCAUAUCGGAGAGAGGUCAGGGUGAAGCUGCAUUGGGUGACCUUUGACGUGCCCGUCGACACUGUCCGCCGCGCUUUCGAACCGUACGGCGAGGUAAAGAGCGUCGUUCGUGAGAUGUGGAAGGUGGACGUACUCGUGGGCGUCGAGUCUACAACUCUGUCCGUCGUCCUAACUCUCCGCCAGGACCUAACACUGGAGAGCCUGCCGCACCAGCUUCGAUUCUACGGGGGCACGGUCCUGGUAGUGGUUCCGGGGCGUGCGCCCGUUUGCCUACGUUGC
Ixodes scapularis (black-legged tick) is the source of this 558-nucleotide messenger RNA. RefSeq lists its product as uncharacterized. The record is from RefSeq and is a predicted model, not a curated record. Lineage: Eukaryota; Metazoa; Arthropoda; Arachnida; Ixodida; Ixodidae. The transcript has a single exon. The annotation marks the transcript as partial.